This is a messenger RNA of Penicillium angulare, 1101 nucleotides long. Its product is annotated as hAT family dimerization domain-containing protein. Bases 1 to 1101 code for a protein of 366 amino acids. The record is from RefSeq and is a predicted model, not a curated record. The transcript is spliced from 2 exons. Gene Ontology annotation, molecular function: protein dimerization activity. NCBI's taxonomy places the organism in Eukaryota, Fungi, Ascomycota, Eurotiomycetes, Eurotiales, Aspergillaceae.
AUGGCGUUGAUGAAGACCAAAGACGUCACAAUCCACAGCGUGUUCCUCGUGUACAGGAAACUCUUGGAGCAUAUCGAAAGAUCAAAUCGCAAAUUGAAGAGAAAAACCACCCCCUGGAAGAAGGACAUGUAUGGCGCGUUGCUCGCUGCGAGGCAAAAACUGAAAGAGUAUUAUGAAAAGACCUACCGCGCCCACGGUUUCCUUUAUGGCACGGGAACAUCACUUGCUCCUCAAUAUAAGUUGAGUGCCUUUGAUGAUAGAGAGUACUCGACUUGCCAUGAGAAUACGUCAAAAAGGUAUUGUGAAUACUUGAGAGCGUGUUUCACACAGUACCAACAGCAAAACCCCGAGCUAUUAUUCCGGACAGUGCGGCGGACUUCCGCUCUCAAUAGUUCGGAGCUUGAUCGACUACUUGAGCCACUUGAUGCAUCCAUGCUGCACGAACGGGCGGAUUAUGACGAGGUAGACCAGUACCUCAGAGCAGCAAAUGUCCCCCUCCCGCCACGGAUUUAUUGGAAGGAGCACGAGCAUGAGUUCCCAAUUCUCUCUCGGCUUGCACGAGAUUUGCUUUCGGUUCCGGCCACCGGCGCAGGUGUAGAAAGGCUUUUCAAUAGUGCACGAGACAUUUGCCAUUAUCGUCGGGGAUCUCUGCAUGAAACGACAAUUCAAGACUUGAUGAUGUACAUGUGCUCAGAAAAACUCACGCUGGAGGAGCAGCAACUGACCCGCCUCGAGAAGCCGAUGGAGGGCGAAGGCCAAGAGGCACUUGAAGAGGAUGAAGCGCUGAAGGCAAUCGAAGAGGAUGCUGAGCCGAUCAGCGACGAUGAGGAAGUUGACGAGGGGGACGAUUUAGAGUUUAAUUCAGAGCUUCAGGAGCCAUACCGGGUAGACUGCGCGCUAGCAGAGACUGGCAGGAGUCCAAUAUGUAGCCAGACUUACAAUAUGGAACAUGAGGAGGACAGCGUGGAGGAAGAAGUUGACGAAGACGAAGAAAAUUCACUUCCACCUCCUAUCACGCAACUUGGUGGAAGAGAUCAGCGGAGAUCUUCUGGGAGAGUUACAAUGCCCUCCACUCGACUGCAGGGUUAUGAGAUCUACUAG